Messenger RNA from Sesamum indicum (sesame), 1110 nucleotides. RefSeq names its product chaperone protein dnaJ 72. NCBI's taxonomy places the organism in Eukaryota, Viridiplantae, Streptophyta, Magnoliopsida, Lamiales, Pedaliaceae. The record is from RefSeq and is a predicted model, not a curated record.
UUUUAAAACACAAUUGAGUUUUAUGCAUUUUAGCCCAUAGGAGGCUAUGAAGCAUGGCUGUGUUAGCGCCACGGCAGCACCGAGGCCGCUCUCCGCCCCGUUUUAGCCGCCAAACUAACCGACGGUGAAUUUUCGACACCCACAAGGAGAAAUCAAGAGAUCAAAUACCCAGAAGAAAAGAAAAAGAAAUCAAAUGGAUCACUACAAGGUAUUGGGGGUGCACAAGAACUCGAGCAAGGAAGAAAUAAAGCAAGCUUUCCGGAAAUUGGCCAUGGAAUUCCACCCGGACAAGCAUUCCCAGUCCUCCAAGCAUCUGAGAGAUUCCGCCACCCUCAAAUUCAAGCAGCUGUCCGAGGCGUACGAGACUCUCGUUGAUGAUCGAAAGCGCGCCGAGUAUAAUAUUAAAAGCAGCGCUUAUGGGACUCAUCCGAGUAAACGAUAUGAUUACCAUUACGGUGGCGGUGGCGGUGGCGGCGCUUAUACUUAUAGCAAUCCUUAUGGUUACGGUUAUGGGUAUAGUGGGUCGGCGAGAAGAAGCGGCGGCGACGGUAUUUAUACGAAAUUUGAGAUGGGUCUUCGGUUUCUCACCACGAAGAGUUUUCUUCUCAAUGCCACAUUUGUCGGUGUUUUGUUAGGUGGGAUGUACAUAGUUGAUGCUGGCAGCAAGGCCCUAUGGAAAACACGUAAUCCUGGGAAAUCUUUUGAAGAGGCAAUGGAAUCUGUAGAAAAAGCUAAAGCACGCAAGGACAGCUCUUAUUGAACUUCUUUCAAGGUUUAUAUUGUUGCUUGUCCAUGCAAAAAGCUUGAGGCCCCUAUUCCAGCCUGCUGAAUCAAACUAACGAGUAGUCAAGAGUCAACAGAUAGUCGACUACCGUUACCUUCAAGCAUUGUUCAAGUACCAUACGGUACUUCAUAAUAGAAAAUAUACGAAUCUAUGCAGCCAUUGUAGUUAACAUCUGAAAAUCGAUGUGCUGGGAAAGAAGUGUACAAUUUGGGUUCAGUUAUUAGCUUGGUGGCUAUAUAUUGCUUGUUGUAUUGCUAACUGUGGUGAGACUGUGUAUAGCUUACUCCUGUUGAGAUGUAAAGAAAAAGGCUGAAUUUGUGUCAAAA